This is a messenger RNA of Neocloeon triangulifer, 2468 nucleotides long. RefSeq names its product Krueppel-like factor 6. Lineage: Eukaryota; Metazoa; Arthropoda; Insecta; Ephemeroptera; Baetidae. Gene Ontology annotation, molecular function: RNA polymerase II cis-regulatory region sequence-specific DNA binding; DNA-binding transcription factor activity, RNA polymerase II-specific. Bases 184 to 1206 code for a protein of 340 amino acids. Gene Ontology annotation, biological process: regulation of transcription by RNA polymerase II. The transcript is spliced from 7 exons. The record is from RefSeq and is a predicted model, not a curated record.
UCGCCUUCUACGCCUCGAACACCGCUCUCUGUGCCGGACUCUCUCUCUCUCUCUCGAACGCCAGUGCGUUUCGCAGUGCCGCCCCCACCCACCCCCACUGCCCCCUGUGACCUGACUCGACCUGUGCCGUUCUGACCCACAGCUCCGCUCGUUCCCGACUGGACAGCUGACCAGCGCCGUUUCAUGGUCUUUUUGGGCGGCCAGUGUGGCGCAUCAGAGCCUCUGCCUCUUCACCGCAGACGCGCAGCAGGACAGCGCGGCCCCUAUUCUGGGCCUCGGUCGCCGAGAACAGCCACUGGGCAGGGGCCUUUUGCCGAAAUCGACCGCUUAGCGAACAUAGCAGCGUCGCCCGUUUCCGUGGGGCGCCUGCUCGACAACCUAAUGCAUCCCACAAUGACAUCAAAGGAGGCGGAAUGCCCUCCGAGCCAAAAGGACCAAAUAGAGCCGGUGGACCUGAGCGUGAACAAAAGUCCUGUGGGGCGGCCUGAGCCGGUGGUGCUGCAGGUGCCCAGGUACAAUCCCACGCUAACGGCAGCGGCGGCGCCCCAACGUUCUGUGCCUGCACUGACCACUGCAGCUCUGCCGGAACAGGUGGACCUCAGGUUGCUGUCCAUCCUCAAGAAGGAACAAGGAGACACCCAGAUCUCACCCAUGGAGCUCAUCUCGUGGUACUUGGAGGCGGCCGCAUCAGCCGACUCGUCCGCCCCCGCACCCCCGAGCGAAGCCCUGGCGCACUGUCUCGAGAGCUUGAGGACCGGCUCGACCACCCUUUUGUCACUUCAAAGGAUCAAAGAAGCCGCUAUGGUGCUGCAUAAAAAGUCAAGCCCGGCGCCAGCAGCAAACGGCGUCAGCUCACCCCCACCCACCACAUUCACCACCCCCGCGUGUCCGUCCCCCGGAGGCAGCACCGGCGGCAGCACCGACUACGGCGACAACCUGCGGAGAAGAAAAGUGCACAAGUGCGACUUCGAGGGCUGCGAAAAGGUCUACACGAAAAGUUCCCACCUCAAGGCGCACAAACGGACGCACACAGGUGAGAAGCCUUACACUUGUACCUGGGAAGGCUGUACCUGGAAGUUCGCUCGGUCCGACGAGCUGACGAGGCACUUUCGGAAGCACACGGGCCAGAAGCCUUUCAAAUGCCACCUGUGCCAGAGGUCGUUUUCGCGGUCGGACCACCUGUCCCUGCACAUGAAGAGGCACUGAGAGCGCCCCAACCCGCCCGCCUGCCCUCAGAGGGCCCAAAGCACGACUGCAGUUACCUGGCCAAGUGUUUUUGACUCAACACUCCGUCCUUGCACGAGACUUUUUAAAUAUAUUCUUUACUUCUUAUCUUGCCAAAAGUGAUAUUACUAAACGAAACAAAGGUUCAGAGUUCUUUUUUACCACAAGGUGGCCUCCUUUGUGCUUUUUGAGAGGAAGUCCGAAGUGUGAAUUCUAACCACUGGAUACUUUCCAAGUUCCUCCUGCUUGGUAAAUACAUGUAUUAGCCCAGUAAUAUUAUACAAAGGCAUUCCUGGACAAAUUCAAAGUGCAUUUUUGCACGUAAUUACGGAGAAAAAUAAUAAUUUUGAGCUUCCAUCUCUAGGCAGGAUUUGUAGUUCAGUGGUUGAAAACCAUUGGUUGUGGCAUUAAUAUUUUUAUAGAAUUUUUGCAACCUGGUGCUUUUUACUGAAUGCCCCACAAAAAAACAGCAUUCUCUAUUUUUUGUACAAAAAUUAAUUUGACAAGUAGACAUAAUUUAAAAACAAAAGAUUGACAAUAUUAAGACAUUCUUUAUAGUAAAGUGUUGUUCCAGUGCCUUAAAAACAACACAAAAAUUUGGGACUUGGCCAUUCCUCGUGUAAAGAAAGAUCGACAUCUUUCACUUUAAUUUUAUAUGAUUUGUUUUUAUGUGUAUAAUGAGUCCUACAUCUCUUGGAGACCAGAAUUUGUACAGUGACAAUUUUUUUUUUAAUAAUUUUGGCCAGUUAGUAUCUCAUAAAUUCAUCAUCCAUCACUGGAAAAAUAAAAUGAUUUGAUUCUGUGAUUCGAGAACUGCGGCAGGAUAUCCGAAUCUCAGCUGGUACUUAAUAAUAUAGAUUUGUACUUAAUUUUCAUUCUAUUUUCAUUCCAAUGGAAAAUUUUGAAAGUAUUAUAUGAGAUUAUAAUCUGCUUGCAAAAUCGAAACAGAUUGAUCUACACCUUUAAUUUAUUUUCGCCACUUCAUCAUGGUGUGUACAGAAAUUCAUCUAACAUAUGCAUAUUGUAAAUAGAAUUUUAUAUUUUUAAGGCGGAGUAAAUUAAUUACUUGUUGAGUAUUGUGUACUUUAAAGAAGAAGAAACUUGAAACUUGUUUCAAAUCCUUUUUGUAAUUAAUUGGAUGUGUAUUGUGUGUAUAUGUAAUUUUUUUGAGCGAAAAAGAGAAGAUGCAUGUGCAGCUAAAAUUCCUGUUGACUACUUAAUGAGAAAUAAUGUAUUUUUUCAAA